AUGUCAGCACCAUUGCCAUACGAGAUUUUAUCGUACAUUGCAAAAUGCAUCGACAGAAACACUCAGUUGACAUGUGCAUUAGUCUGUAGACAUUGGACAGAACCAUUCCUCAACGCGUAUUGGAAUUUCCCAUUAAUCAACGGUACAGCAUUAAAGUCUCUUUGCAAAAAAACCAACCGAAACAACGUCCACCUUAGGAAUUUACAUCGUACACGGGGGUUAAAUAUCUACGACCUGACUGAGAAGGACAUGAAGAAUUUCCCAAAACUACAGCAAAUCUAUCAGAACAUAACCCGCAUCAAAUACACUGAAAGUACUCGAUUUGAGCCAAUCUUGAGCACUAUCGAUUGGGCUCCCUGGAAAACAGUUAUACACCUGGAGAUAGAUUAUGACUAUACUUGGACAGAUCCAGUCGAGGAUAUUCUGUUUAAACUAUCUGCAAUGCAUUCCCUAGUUCAUUUAAUAUUCGAUACAUCUUCAGCCCACAUGGACGAUCUAAAAGGGCUGCACUUAAGCUGGGGCGAUAUGGAGCAGCUUCACGGUCACUUUCCACGGCUAGAGUAUCUAGAGACCAACUGUCUACUUACCCCAAUGUCGUACAGAGUAUUGGAAAGAGUACUAGAAUUGCCUCCUGCAAGCAAUAUUAAACAUGUACGAUUUGACAACGAUGCCGUUUCUACACCUUGGAUGUUUUACUUUGCCUGCAAGUACCCAAAUCUAGAGACCAUGAGAUUCGUAGAGGGCGAUAGAGAACCAGAGGAUGUUGAAAGGGAUUUCCAGUCAAAAUACUACCAAGGUGACCUCCUCAUACUGUCAACCCUCGACCGAUUCUUUCCUUGUCUGAAAACAGCGCACAUAUUUACAGAAUCAUGGAACGGCUGGCCAUUUUCUCUAUUCACCAAGUCUCUUAAACAUUUUGGGGUGAAGCUAGAGUUUCUUGUCUACAAUCUAAACAUAUACAGCGCAGACUGGUUGGCUCUUUCAAAUGAAUGCUUGGAACAUGUAGCAAGCUCAAUAAGGAUUAUGUAUAUAAAAUGGGGAGAAAACAUGAUCGAUAAACGUAUUACAGACGAUUUCGUCUCAUGUCCGUCACUGAUUGAAUUGCACUUAUACACUCGGUCUCAAUUCGAAAUAGACGUUAUCCUGGAUAAAUGUCCAGAAUUACGGAUAUUUGAUAUUGACAUUGACGGAGGUGAUUGGUUCGAGAAUGGACAGCUACAGCUAGACAUGCCGUUCUCACAAUUGAGCAUCCUCACGCUCGCCGAAUUUUAUCACCACUACAAAAGAACCUUCAACUUAUUUGCUUUUGAACAGACCGGUGAUUCCAGUACCGACACCAGCGCCAAUCUGCUGGAGCAGACCGAUCAGCUACAAUUGCCUCACUUAAAAUGGUAUCACGUAUGUUUGGAUAGAUCCAGCGGAAAAGAAAAACCUGCUAUAUGGGAACUUGGGAGUCAGGACAUCGACUCUGUUAAGAAGUAUCAUGAAAACUAUUUUGAAAACAAACAGCACGACAUAAUACAAGAGGAAGAGCAGGAGAAGGCAAAGAAAACGUCUGAUACACGUCUGGUACCAAGAAGCGAUUGGAAAAGAGAUCUUCGGUGUGGCAUCAUUAUAGUUCGAGUUAAAUCUGUCGAAUACUUUAUUUUUGAAGGCGUUCCUGUGACACAUGAUCACUGA
Molecule: messenger RNA, 1680 nt
Organism: Phycomyces blakesleeanus NRRL 1555(-)
Lineage: Eukaryota; Fungi; Mucoromycota; Mucoromycetes; Mucorales; Phycomycetaceae
Exons: 2
Coding region: 1-1680 (559 amino acids)
Molecular function (GO): protein binding
Source: RefSeq, a predicted model, not a curated record